AUGUUUUAUGAAAAUUUAAAGACUAAGAAAAUUCUUAUUUGCGGUGGUGCUGGCUAUAUUGGCUCUCAUCUUGUUCGAGAACUUUCGACUCAAUCGGCUUACGAAAUUAUUAUCUUUGACAAUCUUUCUAAAGGUCAUAUAAAAUCAAUUCCCAAUGGAAUCAAAUUCGAAAAUGCCGAUGUUCGUGACAAGAGAGCUCUUGAUCGACUAUUUUCUAAGUAUAAACCGGAUGCUGUAAUGAACUUUUGCGGUUCAAUUUCUUUAAGAGAAAGUGUAGUUGAUCCUUUAGAAUAUUACGAGAAUAAUGUAGUGGGAACAAUUUAUUUGCUUCAAGCAAUGAAAAAACACAAUGUCAAAUACUUUAUUUUUUCAUCUAGCGCUGCAAUUUUUGGAAAUGCAAAAGAAAUGCCAAUUACAGAUGAUGCUCGACCGGAACCAAUCAGUCCUUAUGCUGAUACUAAAUUUAUUAUCGAAAAGAUACUUGCUUGGUCAGAAAAUGCAUAUGGGUUGAAAUAUGUUUGUUUAAGAUACUUUAACGCAUGUGGUGCUCACGAAAGUGGUGAUAUUGGUGAAGAUCAUGAUCCCGAAACUCAUUUAAUACCGCUUACCCUUCAAGUGGCUCUUGGUCAAAGAGAUAGUAUUAGUGUUUUUGGUGAUGAUUAUGAUACUAAAGAUGGAACUUGUGUGCGAGAUUAUAUACAUGUUACUGAUCUUGCUACCGCACAUAUCAGAGCGCUCGAGUAUCUCAUAAGAGAAAACAAAUCACAAUUAUUUAAUUUAGGGUCUGGAGAAGGAUAUACGGUUAGAGAAGUAAUCAAUGCUGCUAGAAAUGUCACCGGUCACUCAAUUCCAGAUAUAGUGGAAGCUCGUAGGAUUGGUGACCCUGCGAUAUUAAUUGCUGAAUCUACGCGUGCAGAACUAAUUCUUGGAUGGAAAAGGAAAUAUAAUACAAUAGAAAGUAUUGUUGCUAGUGCAUGGAUGUAUCAUAAAACUCAUACAAAUGGAUUUAAAGAUAUUUAG
Dentiscutata erythropus is the source of this 1020-nucleotide messenger RNA. The record is from the annotation of a GenBank genome assembly. Lineage: Eukaryota; Fungi; Glomeromycota; Glomeromycetes; Diversisporales; Gigasporaceae.